This is a messenger RNA of Acanthosepion pharaonis, 804 nucleotides long. The record is from the annotation of a GenBank genome assembly. NCBI's taxonomy places the organism in Eukaryota, Metazoa, Mollusca, Cephalopoda, Sepiida, Sepiidae.
AUGUAUUCUUUUUUGGCAGGUGUAACGGAUAGAGAGGUCGGGAGCGGAGAGAGAAGCAGGCUUGUAGACAGAAAGUUUUAUGCUUUGGGUAACGUCCUGGUUACCUCAUUCCACUGUUUUUUUCUCCUACUUAACGGUCUUUCUUUCUUUCUUUCUUUCUUUCUUUCUUUCUUUCUUCUGUACCUUCCUCUUUCUUUCUUUCUUUCUUUCUUUCUUUCUUUCUUUCUUUCUUUCUUUCUUCUGUACUCUCCUCUUUCUUUCUUUCUUUCUUUCUUUCGUUCGUUCGUUCGUUCAUUCGCUUUGCUUCACUCUUUCUUCCUAUCUUUUAUUCUUUUAUUGGCACUGUCCACCUUUCUUCCUUCCUUCCUUCCUUUCUUUCUUUCUUUCUUUCUUUCUUUCAGUCUUUCUUUCUUUCUUUCUUUCUUUCUUUCGUUCGCUUUCCUUUACUCUUUCUUCCUAUCUUUCAUUCUUUUGUUGGCAUGUCCACCUUUCUUUCUUUCUUUCUGUCUUUCUUUCUUUCUUUCUUUCUUUCUUUCUGUCUUUCUUUCUUUCGUUCGUUCGUUCGUUCAUUCGCUUUGCUUCACUCUUUCUUCCUAUCUUUUAUUCUUUUAUUGGCACUGUCCACCUUUCUUCCUUUCUUUCUUUCUUUCUUUCUUUCUUUCUUUCUUUCUUUCUUUCGGUCGUUCAUUCGUUCAUUCGCUUUGCUUAACUCUUUCUUCCUAUCUUUCAUUCUUUUGUUGGCAUUGUCCACCUUUCUUUCUCUCUUUCUUUCUUUCUUUCUUUCUUUCUUUCUUUCUUUUGUAA